AUGAAUCCAGAGGAAGAUAUAUGCAACAAAAAACGUGGCGUUAAAGACCAAGCUCUGAAACAUUUUCUAUAUCAGAAUAUUUUAAAGAAAAACUUUAUUCUUUUCAAUAUAUUUAAAGGAGGGAAAGAUUCGAACAAUGAAGAUGAUAUAAGUAAUAAUAAAAAUGAUAUAGAGGAUAUGAGUAAUAUAUCUAAAGAUAUAAAUAAUAAUAAUAAUAUUAAUAAUGAUGAUAACAUGAUUAAUAGGGAUAGAAAUAUAAAUGAUACCUCAAAUGAUAUCAAUUAUACUAAUAAUAUGAUUAAUCAAAAUAAUUUAUGUGACAUAAGUAUAUAUAAUAAUAACUGUAAUAUAUAUGAAAAUAAUAAAAAUUAUUUGUUUGAUAAAGAUUAUUCCAAAUUAAUUGAAGACAAUGACGAGGAAGUAUCCUCAUUUUAUAAUGUGCAUAAUAAUAAUAAUGAUGAUAAUGAUGAUAUUAUUUUAAAUGAUGAUAUUAUUUUAAAUGAUGAUAUUAUUUUAAAUAAUGAUGAUGAGGAAUACAUUUUAUUUUUAAAAUAUAUUUAUAAUGAUUUAUUAUGUUUUAUAGAAAGUAAUAAAGAUUAUCAUUUAAAUAAUUCCAAUUAUUCUGACAUGGAAGAUUUAAUUAUUGAUAUUUGUGGUACUAUAUGUCAUAAAGCUUUUAAUAAUAUUAAGACAAUAUUUAACAGCUAUGAUGAUAUAAAAAAAAAAAAAAAAAAAAAAAAAAACACACAAAAUUUAAAUUCUUUAGAUAAUUGUAUGUUAAAUGAAGAAAAUAUAUAUGAUGAAAAAUAUAUAAAUAAUAAAAAUGAAAAGAUACAAAAUAAUAUGUAUAAUCAAAAUAUAUGUGAUAAUAAAUCUAAUGUAAAUUAUUCCUCAUAUUUUUUUAUUCCUCCUUUGGAAUUUAUUGUAUCUCAUCUAAAUAAAUUAAAUAAAAAAAAAAAUACUUAUUCUUAUAAUGAUAUUGAUGAAUUCGUUAAGAAUAAUGGCUAUGAUGAUAAAUAUAAUUUAUUGUCUCAAAAAGAAAAAGGAAAUAAAAGUAAUGCCUCCGAAGAGAUAGAAUUCUACCUUUCAUGUCUUAACCUUCAACACAAAAAGGAAACAAAUGAAAUAAAAAAUAUAAAUAAAAUGGAAAAUGCGAGUAAUACAUGUAUGCAAGAUAAAUCACAUCAAACAAAUCAUACAAGUGAAAAAACAAGAGACCAGAAUAUAUAUACAUCCAUGCAACACACAAAUUUGUUGUCAACUUAUAAAGAAGAUAAAUGUUUUAAAACCAAAUAUUAUACCCUUGAAGAAAAAACUAACAUAUAUAGUGAUAAAGAUGAUAUAAGUUAUAACUCCUUUAAUAAGGAUCAGAAAUGUUUUGAAAAGAAUUAUAACAAUAUAUGUAAUGAAAAAAAUGAAGAAGAACAAACAAAAAAAACUUUAUAUCAAGUGGAUGAAAAUAAACAUUUUAAUUAUUUGUUAUAUAAUAAUAAUAAACACAAAAAUAAAUAUCAAACUGAUAAUCAUAAAGAUAUUUAUGAUCAUUAUGAAAAUGUAUGUCAUUUUAAAUCUUCUGUUUUAACUUCACAAUCAUCUGAGGAAGAUUCUUUAAAAAAUAAACAAAAAACAAAAAGAGAAAUACACAGCGAUAUAUUCUUUUCUUCCUAUCCAAAUGAAAACAAAGAUAAUAUUAAUAUAAAUAUUAAUAUAAACAACACAUAUAAUAAUACAUAUAAUAAUAUAUAUAACAAUACAUAUAAAAAUCAAUAUAAUAAUACAUAUAAUAAUAAUGAUGAUGAAGUUGUAAUUGAAAGUAGAGUUCAAGAUGCUAACCCAAAUGUUAUUUCAGAUUCUAUUCAAGAUGUAAUUCCAUAUGAAGAUCUAAAUGAUAAUUAUUGUCGCUUCAAGAAAACUAUAGAUCAAAAUAAUUGUGUAUAUUAUAAUUUAGAUUAUGUUUAUUAUAAUAAAUCAUUUACAACACAUAAAAAUAUUAAUAUUCCAAAAAAAAAAAAAACUUACAACGAAUUUUAUUAUCUUCAUGAUGAAGAUUGCUUCAAGCAUCAUACAAAUGAUGAUACUUCCUUUUAUAAUAACAACAAGAAAACUAUAUAUAAUGAGAAAUAUAAUUUGUUAGCAAAUGAAGAAAAUCAAAAAGGCAUUCAAUCAAUAAAGGAUGAAUUUUCAGAUAUUUAUUUUUCAUGCAAUUUGGCAAAUGAUAAAAAAAGUGUUAUAAGAAAUGAUGAACUGGUUAAUACACAAGAAGAUAAUAAAUAUAAUAAAAAUAAAAAUAUAAAUAUAAAUAAUAUGGUUAAUAAAUAUGAUGACAAUAAUAAUACGAAUGAGUGUCAUAUGUAUGAUAAACAUGAUCAUAUGGAAAGCUUAAAAAAUCAAAGAGAUACAAUUGAUGUUGAUACAAAUGAUGAUGACACUAAUGAUCCAGGCAUAAGUGAUGAGGAAGCUUAUUAUAUGAAUAAUAGAGGCAUAAAUAUUAGUUAUGAAUAUAUAAAGGAAAACAAAAAUGACAAUAUGAGUGAUCAUAAAGAUGAUAAUGUGAGUGAUAAUAAUUAUAAUGAUGAUAAUGUGAGUGAUCAUAAAGAUGAUAAUGUGAGCAAUCAUAAUGAUGAUAAUAUGAGUGAUAAUAAUGAUGAUAAUAUGAGUGAUAAUAAUGAUGAUAAUGUGAGUGAUAAUAAUUAUAAUGAUGAUGACGAAGAAGAGGAAGACAAACACUCAUCUAAAAUUAACUUUAUGAAUAAUAUAAAUUCGAAAGAUAGUAAUGAUUAUAAAGAAAUUAUAAAUAAUGACAUAUGUAAACUUAAUAAUGUUAAAGAAGAAGACGAAUGCAAUAUCAUAAAAGAAAGUUAUGACAUUCAAAGUGAUGCUGAUAAUAAUAAUAAUAAUAUUAAUGAUGAGCAUAAAAUGUAUAAUCGUCAUAUUUAUAAAGAUAUAAAUGAUAAUGAGGAAGGUUCAAAAAAUAUACUUAAAAUAAAUGAAGAAGAAUAUCAAAAAAAAUUACAAAAAAUAUUAAUAAAAAAAAAAACAAUAUAUGAAAAUCAAGAUCAAAAAAAUUUUAAAAGAAAUGAAAAUCUACAUGAUGAUUAUUAUUAUUUUAAAUAUUUAAAUAAUAAGGAAAAUACAACUGAUCCAUAUCAUUACACAAAAGGUGACAAAAAAACAAAUAUUCAAGUAACUCCAUCUCCCUUCCCUCAAUUUCUUAGAGACAUACAAAUAUAUAAUAUUCCACAGAAAAAAAUACGAUUAAAAAGAACGAGCAUACCUUUGAAGCACGAAGACGAUAAAAAUAAAGAACAAAAAUAUAUUUAUAAUAAAACCAAAAAAAAGGACAGGAAGAAAGAAAGAAGUAUUUCUGUAGUAAGAGAAAAAAACAACGAAUAA
Plasmodium adleri (nom. inval.) is the source of this 3393-nucleotide messenger RNA. RefSeq names its product conserved Plasmodium protein, unknown function. Bases 1 to 3393 code for a protein of 1130 amino acids. The transcript has 3 exons. The record is from RefSeq and is a predicted model, not a curated record. Lineage: Eukaryota; Apicomplexa; Aconoidasida; Haemosporida; Plasmodiidae.